Molecule: messenger RNA, 747 nt
Organism: Fonsecaea erecta
Lineage: Eukaryota; Fungi; Ascomycota; Eurotiomycetes; Chaetothyriales; Herpotrichiellaceae
Exons: 2
Coding region: 1-747 (248 amino acids)
Source: RefSeq, a predicted model, not a curated record
AUGGCGACAGCUCCACAGCCUCAUCCUCCUCCUUCCGGCUCGAGUGAACACAGGACAGUCAUUACCGUUGCUGUCAUUGUGGCAAUCAUCGGUGCCAUUGUCUUCUCGGCCGUCUGGAUGAGACGUCACAGCCCGCUUCGAAGGCUCGACGAGCUACAGCUCCAGGCCGAACUGCAGCGCUCUGGACUUCGGCGACGCCAACGAGAAAUACAACAAGUCAAGGGAAUUGACAAUUCCCUGCUCCAGACCGUACCCAUCGUCAAAUACGAUGGUAAUAAUGGCACAACACGGCGUGCUAAGAGCUUGGACUUGGAAAAGGGGCACCUGGCCAAGGACCCUCAGAAGGACCCUCAGAACUGGUCCCUGGCCCAGAGCCAACAAAACAUCAAGGAAAUGCACGCAGAGAUGAUGGAAAUCGGGAGAGCCUCUGACGGAAAAUCAAAAGAUGGCCAUGGAAAAGGGCCCUACCUCGAAUUGGAAGAGCCAGAGUGUUCCAUCUGUGCACAGCCGUUCGUGAAGGGUGACUUUCUUCGAGUCCUUCCCUGUGGUCACCGACACCAUCAGAGAUGUGUGGAUCGAUGGCUGCUGGAUUACAGCGCAACGUGUCCUGUAUGCCGCGUCCAUAUGGAUUCUUUCUACCUGCAGUCAGCGAAGCCACCCACUGUUCUAACAAAGCCGGAGCCUGUCGUGGUGAUUGGAGGAGAUCUUGAAGAUAGCCACCAUUACCAUCACCGACCAGAUCGAUAA